Aspergillus alliaceus is the source of this 1457-nucleotide messenger RNA. RefSeq names its product pyruvate dehydrogenase (acetyl-transferring) subunit E1 alpha. Gene Ontology annotation, biological process: pyruvate decarboxylation to acetyl-CoA. The coding region runs from base 60 to 1277 and encodes 405 amino acids. The transcript is spliced from 4 exons. Gene Ontology annotation, cellular component: intracellular membrane-bounded organelle. Gene Ontology annotation, molecular function: pyruvate dehydrogenase (acetyl-transferring) activity. Lineage: Eukaryota; Fungi; Ascomycota; Eurotiomycetes; Eurotiales; Aspergillaceae. The record is from RefSeq and is a predicted model, not a curated record.
UCUCCCUGAUCUUCUUCCAGCUCCCUUCUCUAUCAAUUGGACCUCCUGCCUUGCCCAGAAUGUUGUUCCGAACUGCGUGGGCCCGUCAAGCCGCGUCUCUAAGGCGUCAAACCUUUGCUCCCCUUGCCCGUCGCUCCGUCACCACCGACGCCGCCUCGUCGCAUGCUGAAAAUGUUCCACAGGAGGAUGAUAAGUCUUUCACCGUCCAGCUCUCCGACGAGAGCUUCGAGACCUAUGAGAUCGACCCUCCUCCCUACACCAUGGAGGUCACCAAGAAGGAGCUGAAGCAGAUGUACUAUGAUAUGGUUUCGACCAGGCGUAUGGAGAUGGCCGCCGAUCGUCUCUACAAGGAAAAGAAGAUCAGAGGUUUCUGCCACUUGUCAACCGGUCAGGAAGCUGUUGCUACUGGUAUCGAGCACGCCAUCACCCGUGACGACAAGAUCAUCACAGCCUACCGUUGCCACGGUUUUGCUUACAUGCGGGGUGCUACCAUCCGGUCCAUCAUCGGAGAACUGCUUGGUCGCCGUGAGGGUAUCGCCUACGGAAAGGGCGGUUCCAUGCACAUGUUCGCUCCUAACUUCUACGGUGGUAACGGUAUUGUCGGUGCUCAGGUCCCUGUUGGUGCUGGUCUCGCUUUUGCCCAGCAGUACAAUGAGGAGCCCACUACUAGCAUUGUCCUCUACGGUGAUGGCGCUUCCAACCAGGGUCAGGUCUUCGAGGCCUUCAACAUGGCUAAGCUCUGGAACCUUCCCGUUCUGUUCGGCUGUGAGAACAACAAGUACGGUAUGGGUACUUCCGCCGCUCGUUCCUCCGCCUUGACCGAGUAUUACAAGCGUGGUCAGUACAUCCCUGGUAUCAAGGUCAACGGCAUGGACGUCCUUGCCACCAAGGCUGCCGUUAAGUACGCCAAGGACUACGCUGUCUCUGGUAACGGACCCCUCGUGAUGGAGUAUGUCACCUAUCGUUAUGGAGGUCACUCCAUGUCGGACCCCGGUACCACCUACCGUAGCCGUGAGGAGAUCCAGCGCAUGCGCAGCACCCACGACCCCAUUGCCGGCCUCAAGCAGAAGAUCCUUGACUGGAAGGUCAUGACCGAGGAUGAGCUCAAGGCUCUGGACAAGACCGCUCGUGCCUUCGUUGACGAGGAGGUUGCCAUUGCCGAGAACAUGGCCGUUCCUGACAGCAACUCCCGUAUCCUCUUCGAGGACAUCUACGUCCGUGGCAGUGAGCCCCGCUGGAUGAGGGGCCGUACCGUCGAUGAGACCUUCUACUACUAGAGAUGACGGGGAUGGCGUCCCACCGAGGGAGAGGAGUAUGACUGAAGAAGUAUAAAAAAAUUUAAAUUGGCAGGCUCCUAUGCAGCAUUACCAUGCACGUUUACUAUGUAAUUUAGCCGGGGAUUUAUAUUUAUUUUUGCAUUAUUCUCCUAUAGCGCUAGGAAUAUACUAUUGGAGAUU